Perognathus longimembris pacificus (Pacific pocket mouse) is the source of this 2390-nucleotide messenger RNA. It is a transcript of the gene Rab15, whose product is annotated as RAB15, member RAS oncogene family. Gene Ontology annotation, biological process: Rab protein signal transduction. Bases 105 to 743 code for a protein of 212 amino acids. NCBI's taxonomy places the organism in Eukaryota, Metazoa, Chordata, Mammalia, Rodentia, Heteromyidae. Gene Ontology annotation, molecular function: GTP binding; GTPase activity. The record is from RefSeq and is a predicted model, not a curated record. The transcript has 10 exons.
CCGCCCGCCGUGUCCCCGGGGCGGGCGCCGGCCGCGAUGGCAGCGGCUGAGCGGGGCUGAGCCCGCCGCCGCCCGCAGCUCCCCGGCCCCCUCGGACUCCAGCCAUGGCGAAGCAGUACGACGUGCUGUUCCGGCUGCUGCUGAUCGGGGACUCCGGGGUGGGCAAGACCUGCUUGCUCUGCCGCUUCACCGACAACGAGUUCCACUCCUCGCACAUCUCCACCAUCGGUGUUGACUUUAAGAUGAAGACCAUAGAGGUAGAUGGCAUCAAAGUGCGGAUACAGAUUUGGGACACAGCGGGGCAGGAGAGAUACCAGACCAUCACAAAGCAGUACUAUCGAAGGGCACAGGGAAUAUUUUUAGUCUACGACAUUAGCAGUGAGCGCUCCUACCAGCACAUCAUGAAGUGGGUCAGUGAUGUGGACGAGUAUGCACCAGAAGGGGUGCAGAAGAUUCUUAUAGGAAACAAGGCUGAUGAAGAGCAGAAACGGCAGGUGGGAAGAGAGCAAGGGCAGCAGCUGGCUAAGGAGUACGGCAUGGACUUCUAUGAAACAAGUGCCUGCACCAACCUCAACAUUAAAGAGUCUUUCACACGUCUGACGGAGCUGGUGCUGCAGGCUCACAGGAAGGAGCUGGAGGGUCUCCGGACGCGUGCCAGCAAUGAGUUGGCAUUGGCAGAGCUGGAAGAGGAAGAGGGCAAACCUGAGGGCCCAGCGAACUCUUCAAAAACUUGCUGGUGCUGAGGGUCCUGUGUGGGGUACCCCCACCAACUCCCUUCCCUCAAGAGGUCAGGGACAGCAGGAGAGCCUGGGCUCUGCCCACUGCUGUCCUCUCAUUUGGUGACCCUAGCUGCUACUCUCCCCGCCUGGCCCUGAGAGCAGCUCUGCUGUGGUGUCUGAGCAGCCUCUGUCCCCAGCCCCUUGACUCUGGAGCAGUAUCCUUCAGCCUGUUUCCCCAGCCACAGCACCGACUCGCCACCCCAAGCUCCCUGGACAAUGGCUGAGGCUGGAGUCAAGGCCACCCAAAGGCCCCUCUCUCCGAGCAGCUUAUCUCCUCUCUGCUUUCUCUCUUCGUCCCACUCUCUCUGACCCCUUCCCUCCAGUGUGUUUUGUAGGGAAACACUUCCUUCCCUUUUGCCUAGAUGUCCUGCUGUGGCUGCUAUUGCAGCUUCUUCCUUCCUAAUCCUGGUUGGAGGAAAUGGACCCAGGCUCACAGAGAUGUUCCAUCCUCUGCUCCAGAGAGGAUGUCCCACCCUGUUUCAUGGUAGCCCAAAGGCUAAGGGUGCUUCUCUCUCCUCCCCUCCCUACUGCCCCUUCUUGUGCCAGAGGCCUGCCUCCCCAUGACCUGGGAAAGUGGAUCACCGAGGUAGAAAGGAAACAUCACUUGGUGGGUUUCUUACCUCUAUAUUUCUCCCACCUGAGCUUUGUCAUUGCUUUGCUGCCCACCUGCCUCUGGUGAACUGGACUCAGAGGCAGGUUCUUCAGAAAAGAAAAGAAAUGAGGGCGGCAGGCAUCCAAAGUCACCUCCAUUUUCUACCUCCCAUGCAGCGAGUGUACAACCCCUCCACAGGGGCUCCUGAAUUUGAGGGAAAGGCUGGCUGAGAUGUACAGUUCCCACGGAUAAGACAGCCACAGACAAGCUAUGAGAUGGAAAAGCUGGGCACUCCCUGUGACACCUCCAGCAAUGUCCUCAUCCUCAUGACCAGGGAAAUGGAGGUGGAGGGUAUAAUAGGAGAUGGUACAAUGAAGAAGCAAAAAUGGAAAAAAGAACAUCAAUCAGUGGAGGGAAAAAAAAACAACUUUCCAAGACAAACACAAUUUCAUCACUUUUGCCUGGCACAAGCUGAGAAUGGAGAACCAUUGUAUUCCUUCCUACCUUCCUUCCUUCAUUUUUUCCCCUCUUUCCUUCUCUCCCUCCAUUUCCUCUUUUCUUCCUUUUCUUCUUCCUCUUCCUCGUCCUUCUUCCCCCUCUCUCACCUCAGCACAAAAGUCAUUAUUUCUAGAAGGUGACAUACUCUCUUCCUAAGAGGUCCUUUGAUUUUGUGCUUGUGGAAAGCUAUAGCUAGAGAAAAAUGUAAAAAAUAAUGUGUCUGUUUCAGUAGUCAUCUGACUUAGGUGAACAUAAAUGCCAUUUCUCUUCCUCUCUGACACACCCUUACCCAUCACUGCACAGUUCAGAGAUUGACAUUGAAUAAAUGCAUUGUUAAUGUCUGUGUCGAGUGAAAGCAACCUGCUAGGGCAAACAGAAGUCAAUCUCGCAGGCCUCCCUCCCUUUUUUCCUCCUCAUCUGACCUUUGGAGCUCUGGUUUCCUGCAAGGAGUAAAUUAUUCACAUCUGCUCACAGAUAUCAAAUUGGCCCUUUCCAGGUUGCCAGCAGGGUGGGGCAGGAGG